Messenger RNA from Lytechinus pictus (painted urchin), 4961 nucleotides. RefSeq names its product dipeptidyl peptidase 3-like. Gene Ontology annotation, molecular function: dipeptidyl-peptidase activity; metalloexopeptidase activity. The coding region runs from base 436 to 2613 and encodes 725 amino acids. The record is from RefSeq and is a predicted model, not a curated record. Lineage: Eukaryota; Metazoa; Echinodermata; Echinoidea; Temnopleuroida; Toxopneustidae. Gene Ontology annotation, cellular component: cytoplasm. The transcript is spliced from 16 exons. Gene Ontology annotation, biological process: proteolysis.
GGAGAAAAUGGUCACAAAAUCUGAGCGAAGUGUACCAGUGUUGCUUCCCUCUACGUUCGUUGGAUGGAACUUGCAUACCGGUACGGUACACAUGUGAGUUGGGUACUAAGACAAUCGAGACCGUGCAAUCUUUGUUGACAUUAUUUGUUUGUUUAUUUGUUCUAACAAUUACCGGUUACACACAUCAUCUCAUCUGUAAUCUUCAGCACGCAACGUCCAAAAUAAUUAUAUCGCAAGAGUUACUAUUUUAGACGUUCAUCAAAUUUCUCGAAAUCGACUCAAUCGGGCACACAAGUCAACGUACGGUACGGUACUUCGAUCGACGCCAGCAGUUCCGGGGUGGUUGAUUAUCCGUUAAUCGGCGCUAUUCAUCCUGUGUUUCAUUUCCUGGAGUGCAGUGUUACUGUUACUUGUUAAUGUUACUUAUAGAGAGACAUGGCAACCUCCCAGUUCAUCAUUCCAAACGAAGUACCUUUUGUGAAUCUAGAAUGCAAGACGGCAUUCGAGUGUCUGUCGAGCAAGGAAAAAAAAUAUGCUCACUACAUUGGGAAAGCGGCAUGGAGUGGUGGCCUUAUCUGUCUUUUCCAAACCAGUCCAGAGUCUCCAUUGAUAUUUCUGCUAUUGCAGAAACUGUUUAAAGGGCAACCAGUAAAUGAAUUGAAGUCAGCUGCCAUAGAGAAAGGGAUCAUAAAAGAUGAAGUAGAGGCUGUCCUGACAUUUGCUGCAGCCUUUUACUCUAAUCUUGGAAACUACAAGUCAUUUGGAGACACCAAGUUUGUUCCUAAUCUUCCUCAGGAUAAGUUUGAAGCUGUUAUUCAUGCCAGCAAGGCCUAUGCUGAGGAUCCUAAAAGUAUGCAGACACAAUGGGAUCGUUGUAAGCAUUCAUUGUACUCCGUAGAGAAAAGAGAACAACAACUAGGUCUUGGUGAUGAGGGUAUUACUACAUACUUCUCAGACAACUGCACUCAGUCGGAUGCAGAACUUGCAAAGAAGUUCAUGAUUUCAGAGGAUAUCAGUGCCUACAACACCCGUCUGAUGAAAACUGUAGAUGACACACAAAGAGUUACUUAUGAAGUUAGGCUAGCCUCUGCACUAACCACGUCUGAAGAUGGAGAAUGUGAUAUCAAGUUAGGCUCUUAUGACUUUCAAGGAACAACCUUUAAUGUCACAAGGGGCGAUUAUAGUCCCCUCAUGGCUCGUGUUGCAGACAACCUCAAUAGAGCAAAGGAUUUUGCAGCCAAUGGUAACGAGAGUGGGAUGAUGGCUAACUAUGUCAAGAGUUUCAGCAAUGGUUCUAUAGAAGCACACAAAGAAGGAUCACGAUAUUGGAUUAGAGACAAAGGACCUAUUGUGGAAACAUACAUUGGUUUUAUUGAGAGUUAUCGUGAUCCCUUUGGCGUAAGAGGAGAGUGGGAAGGCUUUGUUGCUAUGGUAAACAAAGAGAUGAGUGCCAAGUUCACUGACCUGGUAGCGAAUGCUGAGAAUCUUCUUCCUCUUCUUCCAUGGCCCAAUGAAUACGAGAAAGAUACAUUCCUACGACCUGACUUCACCUCCCUUGAUGUAUUGAGCUUUGCAUCUUCAGGAAUACCAGCAGGCAUCAACAUUCCAAAUUAUGAUGAUAUCCGUCAGGAUGAAGGCUUCAAGAAUGUAUCUCUUGGUAAUGUUCUAUCUGCUUAUGGAAAAGAGCAGAAGGUCACCUUCUUAACAGAUGAAGAUAAGGAAUUGUACAAGAAAUUAAAGGGUCCAUCCUUUGAGGUCCAGGUUGGUCUUCAUGAGUUGCUUGGACAUGGCAGUGGAAAGCUCUUUAUGCAAGAUAGCAAGGGAGAGGUCAAUUUUGAUAGAGAGAGUGUGAAGCAUACAGAAACUGGUGAGAAGAUCUCAUCGUGGUACAUGCCAGGAGAGGUGUGGGAUUCUAAGUUUCCUGUGAUUGCAUCACCCUACGAAGAAUGUAGAGCAGAGUGUGUUGGAAUUUAUCUCUCUCUUUCGAGAGAGGCACUCAAGAUCUUUGGACAUGAAGGUUCUGCAGCAGAGGAUAUUCUCUAUGUUAACUGGCUUAACAUGGUCCGAGCUGGAAUCCUUGGUCUAGAGUUCUAUACACCAGAAACUAAAACAUGGAGACAGGCUCACAUGCAAGCACGCUUUGUUAUCUUGAGAGUAUUAGUAGAAGCAGGACAAGGCUUAGUAACUAUCACCAGGACAACAGGGGAUGAUGGGAAGCCCGAUGUCGUCAUUCAAAUUGACCGUAGUAAGAUAGAGACAGUAGGAAAGGAGGCCAUUGGGAAUUUCCUCAGGAAACUACAGGUUUACAAGUCGACUGGAGAUUAUACUUCAGGCAAGGCCAUGUUUAAUGGUUACUCAGCUGUUAAUGAUGAUUCUGUAGACCAGUUUCUGUCACUGCGUCAGACUGUCCUUGAUCGCAAGCAACCCAGACGUAUGUUUGUGCAAUGCAAUACUUCCAUUGGAACAGAUGGUGAAGUUGUCCUCCAUGAGUAUGAAUCAUCAGCAGCAGGCAUGAUCCAGUCUUUCAUUGACAGGUAUAGUGAAGAUGAGGUCGAGAGGAAUGUCAGAGAACUAUGGCAGAAAGACAGACAACACUUCCCUUCCAUACAAUAAAUGUAACACUGAUGCCUUCACAGAUUCAGGGGAUGCAAGGUACAGCAAUGUGUAGGUAAAUACCCUCGGAACAAUUCCGUAAAAUAUGUACAUCCAACCCCUUUUUUUCUGGGACCUUCCCGAAGUAAUUUAUGUCUGAUUUCUAGGUUGUUAUGCUCUGAAAUUAUCAUGGCUUGAGUAGUUCAUGUCGUGAAAGAAGAAUUGAGAAAAUCAGAAGUCAAAAAUCAAAAGUGUUUAUUAUUUAUUGUCCCUCAAUAUUAGUAGGUAUGCCUCAUAUGCCUUAUCAUUCAAAAGCAGAACUGUAAAUUGGUCUAUCUAAAAUAUAGAGCUCUUUAAACCAUAAGAUGAAAUGAUAAAAUGGUUUAACGAGAAGAUAAGACCAUUUUACCAUAGUAUGGCAAAAGUGUUCAUGGUCUAUCUACAAACGAUACCAUUUUACCAUCUUUAAAGUAAUUUUGUCUCAGAACAGCGAUUUUCAAGACUGUUUUACCAUUUGACGGCCUUACUGCCGAUAACUGAAAUAACAAUAACUUGUUAUCACUAUAUAAAGGCUUGCAAAGAAAAUCUGUUAAAUUUUGUUUUAUUACCAGUAAUUUAUUAAUGCAGGACUUUAUAAGUGUCCUUUGAAUCAGAUUUAAGUACUUUUUAGUAGAACAUUAUUUUUGUUUGUUUACCCUGACAAAAAGUUUAUUGUAAAAAUAGAAAAAAUAGAAAAAUAUAUUGGUGAAGGUUUAAGGAAAGUCCAUCAAAGAUUAAAAAAGUUAUAUCUUUUUUUAUAUUUGUGACAUGAUAUGCCAGCAGCUUCCUCUGUAUCUUGAAUUAAGAGUCAAUGAAAUGUAAUUUCUCAGAAUUUUUUUUAUUUUUUUAUUUACCUCCAGUAUAUAAAAAAAAAGUUAUUUCACACCCUCUCCUAAAAGAAAGAAAAAUUCCGUCUUCAUGAAUCAUUAACUAGUUUAAGUUCAUGCAUUUUAUAUUACACAACAUAUGGGGCAGCUGCUUGUUUAUGACAUCACAAAUAUUUUCAUGGUGAACUUCCCCCUUAAACAUCCUGUGCAUAUGAAUAUUAUUAUUCCAUGGCCUGUGUGAAAACAAAAUCAUUAUUUUGACUGUUUGUGUGACUGUGUUAUUCUAUACAUUUCAAUUUGAUUGAUAAAUGGCAUUUUCUAUAUACACACACACACACAAGUGACAGUAAAAAGUAGUAAAAUCUAAAUAAAUAAUAUGAAUUCUGUAAAAUGAAAAUAUAACCAUCUUUGUCAGCUAUUUUUUUUCUUUCUGUAACUUGCUCUGAAGUGCCUUGACCAUCUAAUUAAGAUUGAAAGUGCACUAUAUAAAUUCUAUGUAUUAUUGGUAUUAUGUAGUUAAUUAGUUAUCCUGGAUUUUAUCAGACUAUACACUUAUUUCAUUACAAAAAUGUUAAAGAUUUUGUUCGACUCGCUCACAUUUCUUUAUUUGUGCAUCAAUUGUGUUCAGUUAGUAUAGUCACGUGUUGUAUUACUGGACACUCAUGAUUCCGGACGCGCAUAUUACUGCGUUCAAAAAUUUUUUUGUACCAUAAGACUUCUGCAAUUCAAUUUCACAGAGCCACAUAGAAAAAGAUUGCAAAAUCAAGGCGAAAAAAAUCAAACUUUUACGUUAUUUAUCUCUAAAAUGACAGAAAAUGCUUAAAAUAUCAUAUAACAUAGUUUUGCAUUAAUGAUUGAUAUAUUUUCUGACGGAAAUAUGGGCCUGAUUUGCCGAAUUUCAAUCUCGUCCGCUCCUUCGAUCGAAUGAUGAGGUGUGGUGUAUUGUGGGUGAUCGUCAACGGCUAGUUAGUCCUCAAGGUACCUGUGCGCGAGGUUUACCGUGAGUAGAGCCGUCGACGAUUGGCAGCGCAUCGAUAGAAAUUGAUGAGCAUCACAAUACGAAUAAGCAUAAUGUUGGAAAGUGUCAUGGAAAAAAUAGAAUAAGUUAUCAAACACGAAUUUAUUACCAACAUCCGCUCAGAUUCGAUAUGAAAAAAGCAAACAAAAGCUUAGAAUUUAUGCAUGAUGUGGUAUAUGAAGAAAAAAUCACACAAAUUCUUUCUCACAUCAUUAUUAUGAAGAAUAUCUUUAACCGUCCGGCGCGCGCCCAAAAUCUUGAUGUAAUUUGUCAUGCACGAAAAUAACUGUUUUUCGUGGAGGGGUAUGCGACAAGUGCGAGGCAAAGAAAAGGGUUGGUAAAUAUAAAAUGAUUUUAUCAUAUUCAUAAUUUUCAUAAUAUUUAGAAUAGCAAGUGCAAAUUUUUUUCUUGAUUGUAUUGUCUCUAGUUGUCAUUUUUAAAGCACUGAAAUAAAGGUGUCCGGUAAUAGGAUACACUGCCAUAUA